GCGCACAACCCGUCGCGCCUGCCUGUCCUCCCUCCUCCCCCACCGAGCCGAGCCGAGCCCCCCUUCCCCUUCUUCCACCGGCCAACCCACCCCAAUUGCAACUGCACUCUCAGAUGAUGAGAUUCCUCCUCCUCUGAUCAUUCAGCCAGCACAUCCCAGCAACCUAGUCUUGGUAGGCAAAUAUAUGGUAGCUAGUGUGGUUCGGCGCCUCUAAAAGGCAGGCACACACCGAGAGCUGGUGCACGGCGGCGGCGGCGGAGCGCCCGAAUUAAGCAGCCGAACCGAGCGCGCUUGCAAGACCGCCGAAAAAGACCACCAAUCCCCUGGUCGACAACACUGCAAGGCGGGCGGGGCGUGAUGGCAGCGGCGUCGUCGUCGACGACGGCGGCGGCUGCGGGUUCCUCCCCGUACCGUUCGCGUUUCGGCGACACGACGCAGACGAAGGUGUUCGUGGGCGGGCUGGCGUGGGAGACGCCGUCGGAGGGCCUCCGGCAGCACUUCGAGCAGUACGGCGACAUCCUGGAGGCGGUGGUGAUCACGGACCGGCUCACCGGCCGCUCCAAGGGAUACGGAUUCGUGACCUUCCGGGACGCGGACGCGGCGCGUCGUGCGGUGCAGGACCCGAACCCGACCAUCACCGGGCGGCGCGCCAACUGCAACAUUGCGUCGCUGGGUCCGCCGCGGCCCGCCCAGCAGCAGCAGCAGCCUCGAGGGACGGCGUCGACCCACCUGCAGUUGCAGGGCCCGGUGCUCCAGGGCCCGCACUUCUUCCCCAGGGCUCCGCAGCCGCAGAUGCCGGGCUUGAUGCACCACCAUGGCGCCGCCAUCUACCACCACCACCACCCUGCUUCCUCUUCGCAGCAGUACGGGUACUGGUACCCACCUGACUAUCAAUACCAACAGGCGGCCAUGAUGAACCCUCAAGCGCUGCAGAACUACUACGCCCAGCUCCAGCUGUAUGGGUUGGCCUCGCCGACAGCGCCACCGCCCUACCAUCAUCAGUACGUCGGGUACAUGCCGACUCCGAGUCCAAGGGCGGUGCUCUCGCCGGCGCAGCAGCUCGCUGCCCCGCCGUACGUGCCGCUUGCGGCGGCGGCGGCGGCGCAGAUGCACGGCUCCUUCGUGCAGGUGCCUUCUCUACCGCACAACUUCGCCCUGCAGCUGCCUCCUCAUGCUGUGGCAAUGCUGCCUCCCAACCCGACGGAUCUGCAGUCAGGUGCAGGACAGGUUUACUCUGCACCUUCAGCGACGAACCCAAGUAACGCCCAUCAGGGUGCCUGAUGGCCAGUUCCCAAGUUUGGAAAAGGGAAUUCUGAAUGAUUCGAAACAACACCCUUCAUAACUGACUGCUUUUUCUGGGGCUGGGAGAAAACAAUGUGGUGGCUAAUUCAAGUUGAUUCCAUCUCGAUCGGUCUGGUGCGGACCAAGUUAUUGAUGGUCUGUAACAGUCUAUCUGGAUGUUCUUUUAUUUUUCUUUUUUGAGGGAAGUCCCUCAGUAUUCUUUGACUAUAAGACGAACCAUAAACAUUUAGUCCCGUCAGUGUUCGCGAUUCAUUUUUCCGUAUUGACAUGUAUUCACCAAAAUAAGUUUAAGAACUUUUUGUAAAAGGGGAAAUCAAAUUUCACAUGCACAUUGCA
Molecule: messenger RNA, 1638 nt
Organism: Lolium perenne
Lineage: Eukaryota; Viridiplantae; Streptophyta; Magnoliopsida; Poales; Poaceae
Molecular function (GO): RNA binding
Source: RefSeq, a predicted model, not a curated record